UCCCUCAUUAGGCCUAAAUUUACCUCUGUCCUCCACAAACAUGGCCUUAGCUCAUUUUUAUUGCUGUAAAUUAUUUAUGAGGGAAAUGUUGCAUCUUCGAAACUGAGGUGUGAGGAAAAUUAAUCCCAUGUUACUUUUAUCUCUCAAUACUUUUCUCCCCCUCGCUUCAUUUACUGGGUUACUGCUAGAGAAGGGAGAGCUUUGGCAUUUUAAAAUAUAAUUGGUUCUGAGAGCGCUUUCUUGAUCAGGUAUGGGAUGGGAAGUCCGGUCUCUCUCUGCCCAGUGUGUGGAAAGUAGACCAGACUGGGGAGGGUCAGAGGCCCCUGGGGCUCUACCUUCUGCCAGCCCAUGGCAUCUGAGAACUCCAGGCCUCUGUUUCUUUCCUCUAAAAUAGGGAUUAAUAUGCUUCAGUCCCCUUCUUAGGUGUGGUGUGAGCAUCCGUUGAGGAGCCGGAGAAAGCUUUUUUGGUAAUUGCUGGGCACUGCUCAGAUGCGGGGAGGUGUGUCAGUGCGUUCUGUGUGCAGCUAGAAUUUGGAGCUGGAGGUGGAUGCCGGGCUGGGCAAAGAGCUGAGGAGGACGCCCGUCGUUGCAAGCAGGCCUGGCAUUUUCUGCUGCAGCCCAGUGUCAGCGUCUUGCGAGACAGGAGGAAGCCACCAUGCCUGAAGUCAAAGACCUUUCAGAAGCCUUGCCAGAGACGUCAAUGGAUCCCAUCACAGGAGUCGGGGUGGUGGCUUCUCGGAACCGAGCCCCAACAGGCUACGACGUGGUCGCGCAGACAGCAGAUGGUGUGGACGCUGACCUCUGGAAAGACGGCUUAUUUAAAUCCAAGGUUACCCGAUACCUGUGCUUCACAAGAUCCUUUUCCAAAGAAAAUAGCCAUUUAGGGAACGUGUUAGUGGACAUGAAGCUCAUCGACAUCAAGGACACUCUGCCUGUUGGCUUCAUCCCGAUUCAGGAAACGGUGGACACACAGGAAGUGGCUUUUAGGAAGAAGAGGCUGUGCAUUAAAUUUAUCCCGCGGGAUUCAACCGAAGCGGCCAUUUGUGACAUUCGGAUCAUGGGCCGGACCAAGCAGGCCCCACCUCAGUACACGUUCAUUGGGGAACUGAACAGCAUGGGAAUCUGGUACCGAAUGGGCCGAGUACCACGAAGUCAUGAUGCGUCUCAGCCCACAACGCCUUCCCCGUCAUCCGCUGCUUCCACCCCAGCCCCCAGCCUUCCCAGGCACAUCUCUCUCACGCUCCCCGCUACCUUCCGAGGCAGGAACAGCACUCGGGCUGACUAUGAAUACCAGCACUCCAAUCUCUAUGCCAUCUCAGGUGACAGUUGGAGGAAAAGCCCGUUCCCAGCAGCCCGGGUGCACACAGAAGCAGGGGCAGCUGGUGAAAGCCUUCUUCAGGCAUUCAAAACGAGAUGCCUUUUUUCCCCUUUGGAAGACGGAGGAAGGAGAGAGGUUGCCGAGAAGCCUGGAGGGUCUUCUCGCUGUGUGUGCCCUUACGCACAGGAUGUGCACGAGCACGUCUGUGUGGCCGCACGCACGCGCGCCCCGUGCACACCGACACACACCCCGGGCUCUCGGGUAGAGUUUACAUUGGGCCCGCUGUUGGGUGUCGGCCUUUCAGCCAGUGGUUUAUGAAACCCAGAAGGGCCGCUCCGCAGCGGUCAUUCUGCUCGAUUCUGGGCCGUAAAGGGCAGAGAAGGCAGCCCAGGCAGGGGCUCUCCUCCAGGGACACGUGCACACCCAGUCCCGUCUCCUGUCUGUAUCGUCAGCAUCACCAGUCCUGCCACCAUGCAGACCUGGCGUGGGGGUUCUCAGGGCCCCAAGAGGGCAGAGUGAGAGAGAGGAAACCAGUGUCUUUUGUGCCAUCAGGGAAACUCUAAGCCAGGCGGCGACACGGUGAAACCAGGGGACAGAGUCAGACGUGCGAGCCCGUGGCUCUGAUCUGGCGCCGCCCGUUAGCGCCUUCCCUCGGUCCCUUCGGCAGUUUGAAUCCAUCUCGCUGUACCAAGGCCUUGCCCUUCGGCUUUUACUUUCAAACUUCAAAGAUUACUUUUGAAAUAGUUUUUCCAAUGAAAUUCCAGAGGUUUUACACAUGUGUGAAAGGAGGAGCUUGGCUAUUAAAACGUGUUUGCUCUGCCCGUCGGUCCUCUUAACUACAAAGGUUCCGAGACCGCCCCCACUUUGUUCCCUUAAAUGUUAAACCAGCUUCCUCACCGCCACGUGGUGUUUCGCCCCAGCCUCUUCCUGGCGUCCCCAGACUGGUUUCUGUUCAGCUGGAGCCUCACAGGGCAAAAUUGAUCUUUUUCUUUUUUUUUGUUUUUAUUACUGGAAGAAUUAUUUUGUGUUUGGGCACUGUUCACAGCUCACUGCCAUGAAGCCCGGUCUGCGUAACUGAGACAGCUCUGGUGUCCAGUGUUGGGCAGAACGGGUGGUGGCCCUGGCUGCAGUUCAAAGCACUUCCCAUCUGAGAGUGGGAGUAAGUUUUCGGUGGGUGGAAUGUGGGCAUGGUUGAUUUUAACCUCUGCGUGUCUUUAGCCCCACAGAGACCCAACUAAAUAAUUGAGGUGAGGGUGAAUUUCUCUGUCCCUGAUGCCCACAUCUUGUGUUUUUGCUGUCAUGGGUGAUUCUAGAACAGUAAACUUUGAUAGGCCACCGUAAACAUCUCUUCCGAAUACAGUAAUCAGACCACGGAUGUUUUCAGGGAAUGGCUCCCUGAAAGAUAUUCCCCAGAUUUAAAAACAGCUUUUUAGCCCAUAAUUUCUCCCACAAAAGCCUAGCAAUGUAAAAGUGAAACGUUUUGUUGAGCCUGUAGAACUAACGAUUCUAUAAAUAAAAAUUGACAUCAUUUAUAAAGUUU
Molecule: messenger RNA, 2858 nt
Organism: Odocoileus virginianus texanus
Lineage: Eukaryota; Metazoa; Chordata; Mammalia; Artiodactyla; Cervidae
Source: RefSeq, a predicted model, not a curated record